This is a messenger RNA of Fundulus heteroclitus (mummichog), 4932 nucleotides long. RefSeq names its product inositol polyphosphate-5-phosphatase Jb (gene inpp5jb). Gene Ontology annotation, molecular function: phosphatidylinositol-3,4,5-trisphosphate 5-phosphatase activity; phosphatidylinositol-4,5-bisphosphate 5-phosphatase activity. The record is from RefSeq and is a predicted model, not a curated record. The coding region runs from base 728 to 2785 and encodes 685 amino acids. Gene Ontology annotation, cellular component: cytoplasm; plasma membrane; ruffle. The transcript is spliced from 13 exons. Gene Ontology annotation, biological process: phosphatidylinositol dephosphorylation; negative regulation of peptidyl-serine phosphorylation. Lineage: Eukaryota; Metazoa; Chordata; Actinopteri; Cyprinodontiformes; Fundulidae.
CUUACAGCACAUAGAAAAGCGCUUCCCUUUGGAAUCGACGCCGAUUAUUUACGGGCAAAAACCGCGUUUCGGACAAUGGUCCAUGCGUGUAUCUCCAUAGAAACCGAGCAAGGACACGGUGCACGAGCGCGUUGCUGUUAGCCAAGCCGCGCGCGCUCUCACUGGGUCUGCCGUUUGGGUUGGCCCCCUCUGAGCGCACUCUAGCUGCUCUAGCUCUGUGUGUGCCUUCGUAUCGGAUGUACUGUGUAAUGAUCAACCACACAGCGGCUCCCUCACUCGGCGACGGCUCCUUCACGGAAGCUGCCGCUGCCCCCUCGCGCCGCUGCCGCGUCUGUCCGUCCGUGGUUUUGAAGGGCAUGUCGGUGUGAGCUGCAGUUGCAGCCUGUGUACGAACACGGUUAGGGACGCGGGAGGUGUAACCUGCCUGGUGACAAACCUGUGGUCAGCAUCGCUUUAAGCCCACCUACCUGCCUUGGCUGCACCUCCUCUCUGCCCAUCCACCGACUGAGAGAGGAAGGAAGGGAGGAAGGAAGGAAAGAAAGGAGAAGGGCGAAGAAGAUGCCGAUGGUAACUCUGAGGAGGCAGCAGCGGAAAGUUCACCGUGUUUCUCUGUAACAGCGAGGGGAGUCGUAUUCGUUUUCCACCCUCCAGACCGCGGGCUGAACGACCUCUACGUCUGCACACAGGGUUUAUUUACUCCGCAGAGCCCUGCACAGAUAUCACAGAAAUGGACCAAGAUAACCUGAGCCAAAGCAAGACACGAGACGAGGGGCCAAGCAGGGGAGGAGAGGCUUCAACAGCAUCUGCAGCUCCAGCCUCAGGCGCACCCUCCGAUCCCACCGCCGGCCAGCCCCCUGCACCUCCCAGGCCUCGGCGGCCCCAGAGAACUGCCAGGGUUGAGGGGUCUGUAGAUAUUUCAGAAACCAGAGUUGAGCCCAAAACCGAACCCAAAACCGAACCCGGUCCACCGAUCAACCUGAAUGAGAGCAGUCCUGACGGCACUGUGGUAAGCCACCCGAAACCCCCUCGCCCCGCCGGAGAGCGCACCGGGCCGAGCAUUAAGAGCGGUCCUAAAGGUCCAGGUCACCACCCUGUUAGAGCCGCCUCCGUGCCCCAACCACCCCCUCACCUGAACCCGCACGCACAGAGAGCCCUGUCUGUGGCAGGCACUGCUGACACUCAGCCUCAGACUCUGGAGGACUUCAGGGUGCACAUCAUCACCUGGAACGUGGGCUCUGCCACGCCGCCUGAUGACAUCACCGCUCUGCUGGGACUGAACGUGGGGGACGGAAACACGGACAUGUACAUCAUAGGGCUGCAAGAGGUGAACUCCAUGAUUAACAAAAGACUGAAAGAUGUCCUGUUCACAGACCAGUGGAGCGAGGUCUGCAUGGAGAGGCUGAGCCCCUUUGGUUAUGUGCUGGUGACAUCCCAGCGAAUGCAGGGCCUGCUACUGCUGGUCUUUGCCAAAUACUUCCAUCUGCCUUUUCUCCGUGGAGUCCAGACAGAGACCACCCGCACCGGACUGGGGGGUUACUGGGGAAAUAAAGGUGGAGUUAGCGCCCGAAUGAUGGUGUUUGGCCACAGCAUCUGCUUCCUUAACUGCCACCUUCCUGCUCACCUGGAAAACCAUGAUGAGCGUAUGGAGGACUUCGAGAGCAUCUUGCAGCAGCAGCAGUUUGAGGGCCAGGUGGCCACUGGUGUCCUGGAUCACGAUCUUGUUUUCUGGUUUGGGGAUCUCAAUUUCCGCAUUGAAGAUCUGGAAAUCCAAGUUGUAAAAUCCGCCAUUGACAACAACAAGUUCCCCAUGCUGUGGGAGAAGGAUCAGCUAAACAUGGCCAAAGACAGUGAGACGGUGUUGGAAGGGUUCCACGAGGGACCGCUGAAAUUUCCUCCCACCUACAAGUUUGACGUUGGAACAGACACAUACGAUACAAGUGGGAAGAAGCGUAAGCCAGCUUGGACUGACCGGAUCUUGUGGCGCCUGAGGGCCACAGCACCAGCUGCUCAGAGCGUAGGGAAGCGCGGUUCGAUUUCAGGGCUGACCAGCGGGAUAAAAGUGACGCAGCACUGUUACCGAAGCCACAUGGAGUACACCGUCAGUGACCACAAACCGGUGUCGUCCAUCUUUACCCUGCAGUUCCCUUACAGGGUGGACAUUCCUCUGGUCACUCUCAUAGUGGAGGAUGAGUGGAACAGCAUUGAAGAUGCCAAGGUGAUCUUCAAACUGGUGCACAGCUACUCCCGCAGCUCUUGGGACUGGAUUGGAUUGUACAAGGUGGGUUUCAAGCACCAUAAGGAUUACGUGGGAUACGUGUGGGCCAAGCAGGAUGAGUCGGAGUUUCCCUGCCAGGAACAUCAGGUAACCUUUACAGAGGAGGAAUUACCCAAAAGCUCAGGCGACUUUAUCUUGGGUUACUAUAGCAACAACAUGAGCACCAUAGUGGGUGUAACAGAGCCAUUUCAGAUCCAGCUACCCACUGUCGACCGCGACAGCAGCUCUUCAGACAGCUCCGACUUCAGCUCAGAAGACGACAGCACCGUUGUCAUGAAGAUGAGGUCCCGCAGUCCGAGUCCACGUAAGGCCAAGCACCGCCGGCAGCGCAGCGGCAGCCGCUCCGCCAGCCGCUCCGGCAGCCCCGCAGAGCCCAAGAUGAAGGAGCUGGGCAUCAGUGACGGCGGCGCUGCAGGGAGCGAGUCUGCAGGACGCCCAGCAGAGGGCGGUAGCAGUCAGACCUCUGGUCCUGGGGCAACAGACAAAAACACAGAGGAUUCAGGAAUGUGAUGCAACAAAAGCCCGGCUGUUUUUACAGGUUACAUAACCAACUGUUGUGUCUUUAUUUCAUACAUUCACUGCUCUGUAUGUUUUCUGUUCUGAAAAUAUACGGUUUAUAAUGCCACCCUUUUCAGGAAUAGUCAUCUGGUUGGUCCAGAUGGUUUUACUUGGCCUUGAGUUAUUGUAUUAAGCUGUGCACUUGGCAUGUUUUUUUUUUUUUUGUAUUUGUUUUGUAUACCUUUCACUCUGUCCAGUGUUUUCUCUACCUUUGUCCGUUCUCAGGUGUGGACAGUACAGGGAGCUGACAACAACCUGCAUUUAGAUUAACUCAUAGAUACACAGUUGUAAAGUAAUGCAGUCCAUCUUCACUUUUCACAACAGUAUUUGAUGUACCAAAAUAUUGGGUCAUAAUAGUGCAAAUACGAUGGGGACAGAUCUUCUAUUACUGAUUAAUUUGGCCUAAAAGAAGUUAAUUCAAAUUGUCUGAAGUGCCUUGCAAAAGUGUUCAUACUUCUUGUACUUCUUACACAGUUUAUCACAUUAAAACAGCAAACUUCAGUGUAUCUUGCUGGGAUUAUGAUGUGAUACAUUACAAUUAAAUAGUGCUUGACUGUGGAGUAAAACGAUACAUCGUUUUCACAUUAUUUUUGGCAAAUACAGUAAUUUUUUUUCUACAAAUUUUUCCCUGCAAUUACAGCUUCAAGUCCUCUGGAAUAUUGUGCUUAGCACAUCUAGAGACUGAAUACUUUGCAAAACAGCUCAAUCUCAGUCAAAAAACAAAGUGAAUUUUUCCAAAUCUAAACCAAAUGGAGGCAUAAAUCCUCCAUUUGGUUUAGGUCUGGAUUUACCCUGGGCCAUUCUAACACAUGAAUGUAAUUUGAACAAAACCCUUCCAUCGUAUGUCCUAUUUCAUAAUUAGGCAAACAUGUGCCAAUGCUGAGCUCUCUCUGGGAGACGGUAAUAUUCUGCACAGCUGUGAGCUUUCAGAAAUAAACCCAGGAGUGCGGGACGGCAGGAGGUGUGCUGCAGCGUCAACUUCAAUUGACCAGAGCGUUUUUUUCCUCAUGUUUGAAUUUUUUUUAAUCUUCUUCAACAGAUGUGCAUAAUUACAGGGAAGAAACAGGGGAGGCGGGAUUUAACAGAAUAUAUUUGAAGGGAAAUUAACUAAUGGAGCAUGAAAUCAAAGUCAAACACCCACAGAACAGUUUUGCUAAGAAAGUGUCGUUUUUAGUUGCUGGGAAUAAAUAAAAAUAUUUUCUAGACCAACAAAAUUGACCCAAAAAAAUGAAGAACCUUUGUGCCUUUGCUUUAUUAAGGCAAAACAAAAAUGUAAUUACUUUGUUUAAGAAUAAAUUGCAUGUUUAAUUAAUUGCUGGGCAGGCAAAAUGAAAUCAAUUUGCAAUUAUUUUUUUUUCUAGUUGUGAAAAAAAUACGGCUCCUGAGUACUUUAAAUUUGGGGAUUAUGGCCCACGUUGUAGAAAGUUUGGACCCCCCCCCUUUAACCUCAGAGGCUAUAACUCCUCCUUCAGCUCAUAAUCAUGUUUGUCUAAUUGUGUAAAAUCUCAAUGAAAUACCCUGAGGUUUUUGGUUGUAAGAGAAUAUGGACGGGUUAAAGGCGUAUUAAUACUUUUUGCAAGGCACUGUGUACGCUCAUCUUGUCAGCCUAUAUCACUCACAUUACUAGUUCCUGCAAACAGCAAAGCCUGUGGCUUGCCUUGUGGACAAUCCCCUGCUUUGAUCAGUCUGUGCACAUUACAACGUUGCCUAUUAUGCAGGGAGCACUUCAAAGGACCAAUUUAAAAGAAACGUAUCCUUACUGAGUGCAUCAGAAACCGAGCAGAACCAAAGUGGGUCUGAGGCAGGGAUUCCGGUAGCUCUCAGAUGCACAGCACAUGCAUGUCUAACGAGCAGUAGUGUGCAUGAGCGCCUUUAAAUAGACCGCAUUACAAUCAUCAGCAGGCGGCUGUGGGUGUGGACGGUGGUGUCGGCUGUCACGGCAGAACUGGUUGAAUCGCUGCUGGCCGGGCCCGCGUCACAGAGGCCACCACUACAGGAAUACCUGGGCUGAUCCCGCGUGACUCCUUUCUACGCACACACCCUCCUGAGCUUCAUACGAUUUUGUUUUGGUUUUUCUGUUAUUCCGUUUGCAAAUAUAU